AUGGAUUUUACUCGACGUCAAAUCGAUAUUUUACUUACUGGCGAUGUUCAACUCGAUGUUGAUGAUAAUUUUAAUAGUAUUAUCAUACAAACUUUACAAUUUAGGUUUCUUAACCAAUCGAUUCGACAUUUUGUCGAAUAUUUGUGUGCUGCCGAAGAUGAUUGUGAUUGGUUAUAUGCAAAACAAAAAGUUCCACCUCUUUUAAACAUCGAUUAUAGACCACUUUAUAAAGCUUUAGAACCAUUAUUGUACGACUCAACAUCAAGUACGCAUGUUGCGAAAUGCUAUCAAAAUGAUAUGCUCAUUGAUUGUCUAGAAGGCAUGUGCUCAUAUUUACCAUUAGAUACAUCUGGUACUCCAUCGAUCAGUCGUUCUUGUUUACGAUAUAAUCAGUCUGAACUUGGUAUUGCUAUUGAACGACGACGAAUCGAUCCAGGUCCAUCGACAUACGAUUUGGACGUGUUCGAAUUUCGAUGCAAUAAAGAUCAAUGCAAUGGACCGACAAAUGAAAAUGAUCUUAAACGUGUAGUUCAAUCAAAUAAUGAUUGGAUAAUUCAAACUGAAAACGAUUCUUCAUCUUUAAAAAUGGCCUACAACUAUAUUGCUACUUUCUUAGAUCCAACGACAUAUCAGUUUUUAAAUGACGGAAAGCUACGGAAAGCUGAGCGUUUAAUUUUAACAGAAUAUGAUAGUUAUCAAUCUUUGGAAAGAUUGGAAAACGAUACUUUGACAACAACUGACGUAGUAUCUUCAUCAACAUCAUCACGACAUUCAAUAACAACAUUUCAAGAAAUAUUUCUCUUGAAUUAA
Messenger RNA from Rotaria sp. Silwood1, 810 nucleotides. Lineage: Eukaryota; Metazoa; Rotifera; Eurotatoria; Philodinida; Philodinidae. The record is from the annotation of a GenBank genome assembly.